This is a messenger RNA of Rhizophagus irregularis DAOM 181602=DAOM 197198, 640 nucleotides long. NCBI's taxonomy places the organism in Eukaryota, Fungi, Glomeromycota, Glomeromycetes, Glomerales, Glomeraceae. The record is from RefSeq and is a predicted model, not a curated record.
AUUGGAUAUUUGGUUUGACAUAUUUUUGUUCAUCAAUUGCUUUACUUUUAAUCAUAAUUUCCAAUAAUGUUUUAUCAAAUAUGACAUUAAAUAUUAUUUAUUGCAUUGCCUUAAAUAUUAUUAUACCGAUUUCCAUCAUUAUAAUAUUAUCUGUUACAAUUAAUGUUGACAUAUUAAAAUCUAAAUCAGGUAAUUUUAAAUAUAAAGUAUUUAAUUAAAAUGAAUUUCCUUUUUUUUAAAAUAAAAUUUCUUUUUAUAGGUUGGGACGAACAACAAAUUAAUACUACUUACAUAUAUAGUAGUGAAUAUGGAUCUAGUCAAAGAUAUCAUAAUAAUAAUAAUAGUCAACAAACUUUAAGUUCAUUUCAAUCUAUAACACGUGCGAGUAGUCAAUUGGAACCUAAUUGGACAAAUAAUAAUCAAGAAAUUCAAUCAAACCGACAAAGUAUUCAAAAUUCACAUCCUUCCCCGUCUCUUCCGCUACAGAAUGAAGAUUCAAUACAAAUUUCUAUUUUACAAUAUAACAUUGAAUCUAAUUUUGGACUUUUAAAUGAAUUGUAAAUAAAAUAAAUACUUUUGUUGUAAACAAUAAUGUAUUGUAAAUUUUUGAAAUGUAACCAAUUAUAUAAUACUUCAUGAU